CGUGUCAGUUAUUGUCACAAAAUUUUAUAUUUUUGAUUAUUUUUAUCCAAGGAUUUUAUUUAAAAACCUAGGUAUUGUUAUCCAUUAUUUUAUAAUUGUAGAUUAUUUUCCUCUUUAUUAAGUAUAUAAAAAAGUACUAUCUACCUGCUUAAGUUAAGAGUUAUUAAUAAAUCAAGCACAAGAUCAAAAAAACUGUUCCAAAACGAAAACAAAUAUUUUGCUAUAAUAUUUGACCAUCCAUAAACGUAUAUCUUUUUAUAAUGGAUGAUAUUCAACUUACUGAAUUAGAAACUGAAGGUGCACUUGAAAUAGUGUAUAAAGAAAUGUGUAGAAUAUGUUUGAGGCCAGGCGAAAUUCCUAUAUUUGGGGAUGACGAUACACCGGAUAUUUCGGCAGAAGUUAUAACUUUUGGCGAGGUAGAUAUCAGUUGCGAAGACCAACUUCCUCAGCAUUUAUGUGUCUUCUGCCAUAAAUUAUUGCAAGGAGCAAUACUUUUUCGAAACACAGCAAAAGAAUCAGAAAUGAUAAUUAAAUCUAAUGAUUAUUUAGUAGAGGAUAAAAACUUAGAUGUUGAUGGAGAGGAUCCAAAAUAUGAAGCAAAGAAUAGUGAAAAUUGCAUGUCCGAUUAUAGUUCAGAAAGUGGCGACUUGAAAAUUGUUGAUGAUUAUGAUACAAGUGAUAUUAAUACAAGUUUUGAACAAAAACGCAAAGGUAAUGAAACUGACAUUAUAAUGAUUGUCGUUUCUGAUGAAGAAAUGGAAAUAAACAGUAGAAAUCAAACAAAAUAUAGUUGUGAAUCUUGCAAAGUGAAUUUUCAAACAUCUGAUGACUAUUGUCAACACAUGACAACAAUAGAACAUAAAGAGAACAUGAAGCAAAUACAAAAUUUAGAAUGUUAUAUAUGUGACAAGUUUAUUGGUAAAGAUUAUUAUGUUUCUCACAUGACAAAACACAGUUUUGAUCCAGUACAAAUUGCUCCUGAUAAAUAUAUAUGCAGGUUAUGCAACAAGGUUUUACUCUCUGAACAAGCUUUGAAAAUACACAAAGAGUGUGAAGUACAUAAUAUGUCUAUUAAAGAUGCUCAAACAAUUGAGUGUCCAGUUUGUCAUUGUAGUGUAAGUAAAAUUGAUUUAAAAUUGCACAUUAAAACCCAUAUUCAAACUUGGCUUGAACAUGGCCAAGGUAAUAAAGAGAAAUGUCUAAUUUGUGACAAGAAUUUCGAUUCUGCUUAUUACAACAAUCAUUUAAAAAUAAUUCAUAAUAAAGAGAGCAAAAAUGUAUUAAGCCAGAUAAACAGGGAAAGUAAAGAUAAAUCUAGAAUGACAUUUAUAUGUGAUAAGUGUGGUAAAGUUUUUCAUAAUCCAUCCAAUUUUAAAUUGCAUUACCAAACUCAUGGGGGAGAACUCAAAUAUAAAUGUAUGUUUUGUCCGUAUCGAGGGCUACAACAGGGGUUAUUAAAGAUUCACAUUAGAACUCACACUGGGGACUACAACUACGAAUGUGACCAAUGUCAAGCACGCUUUAUCACUAAAAGUAAUCUUGACAAACAUAGAAGAACACAUAUAGGUCCAAUACAUUUUAAGUGUAAGACAUGCAACAGAGGUUUUUAUACUAAACUUAGUUUAGAGAGGCACAAUACUGUUGAUCAUUUAGGAAUUAAGAGACAUGUGUGCAACAUAUGUGGGAAGGCAUUUGGUUAUAGAAACUACAUGAUGUGUCAUCAAUUGAAGGUUCAUAAACGGGAGAGACUGACAAAAGGGAAAGGUCGUCUACCUAAUUACUUGGUAUCUGAUAAAAAUUAUGUAAAUAAAUGUUGUUGAUAAGUCAGUUCUGUUUUAUUUAUAAACUAAAUUUCACAAGGUGGUUAAAAUUGUGUAUAUGUGUGCAAAUGAGUGAGAAGGAAGCAUUAUGUCAUUCAUAAUGUACAUAUGUAAUGGAACUCUACAAAUGUCUGAGGUAUCGUCAAAGAAAAUAUAGAAAGCAAAAAGAAAAUAAUUUAAAUAUGUGAGAUUUAAUAUGUAAUCACCAUGGAUUUAAUAAGUACUUCGUACAAAGUACCUACUAAUUCCAUGGUAAUCACGGAUUCUGUGUACCUAUGUAAUAUUAAUAUCACUUUUAAGGUUGGUUAAAAAUACCAGUGCUUCCUAUUUAUAAAACUUUGGCUGUAUACGCAAAUAACUGGGCCAUAAACUAGGUACUGAAACAGCUGAAGUUUUGCUGUCAGUCAAGGCAAAAUAAAUAAACCAUGCAUUUGUUUACAUGUUUUUUUUUCAUCGAAAUAGGUAAGGCACCUAUUCGAAUUAUGUGACCUACUUCGAUCCUAUCAACCUACUGUAGGUCGUUGGUUUUUGUAUUAUAAUAGUUACUUAUGUAAAAGAUUUAUAGCAAUUGUGAUAAAUCACCAUAAGGUUGAAGUGAAUUCUAUCGGUUAAAAUGGUGACUGCUUAUUACAUGAUGAAAAUGGCCAAGAACAAUACAAACCCUUCAAUUUGCAACUACUAUAAUGAUUUACCGAAUUUAAAAAAAAUCGAUAACUUGCAGACAAGAUGCCGUAUAUGUUUGAAAACUGGGACUUUAUCUAUAUUCGACGAUGAAACUUACAAGAUUUCUGAAGUAUUGCAAUGUUUUACAGACAUAAAAAUUAGGCGAGACGACAAUAUGCCGAAACUACUUUGUGAGACAUGUUACGAUUUCACUAAGGCCGCAUUAUUGUUCAGAAGAACCGCAAAGCGAUCUGAUGAAAUAUUUCAGAAGUUAGUAAAGAAUGAGAAUGUUUCUUAUUCCCACAAUUCUGACCAUGACUGUGAAGAUUCCAGCAACAGUUUUGAACCUAAAGUACCAGAGUAUUGUCAAAAAAAUGAGAGCAAUUUAAAAAUUGAACAGAAAAAAGAGAAACCUGUAAAAGUGACAUGCCAUAUUUGUAGUAAAGUUAUAAAUAGGUCGUACUACAAAGAACAUAUCACUAUGCAUGAUCCAAAUCAUAAGCAAUAUGUUUGUGAUGUGUGCGGCAAGUCAUUUCGCUUGAGAUGUGCAUAUCACAACCACAGCCUUAGGCACAGCGAGGACUUCCCAUUCAAAUGCAACUUCUGCCCAUAUAAAGGGAGAUAUAAAGAGUUAUUGAAAACACACAUGAAAACUCACACUGGUGACUAUAGAUAUAUGUGUACAGAAUGUCCAGCAAGGUUUUUAUUUAAAAGCAAUUUAAAUAGCCACAUGUUAAAGCACAAAGAACCACAGUUUAAAUGUGAUUCUUGUAAAAGGGCAUUCCAUACAAAGUUACUGUUACAACGGCAUUUCGAAGCUGAUCAUUUGGGUAUUAAGAAUCAUGUGUGCAAUGCUUGUGGGAAGGCUUUCGGUUAUAGAAACGCUAUGAUGAAACAUCAGAGACAUGUUCAUAAAAGAGAGAAAUUCUUAUUCGGCCGGAUGCCGGCUUAUUUAGAAGCUGAGAAUAAAAAAGUGGACUCAUAGAUUAAAUGCAGUGUUAAAAGUUUAUUAUGCUUGCUUUUGUUAAAUAUGCUGAAGUUGUUAAUUUAUUGCAAUAGCGAAUUAAUAACUAUUCUGGGAUUUUCCAUGUUAUAAAUAGGUUAAGAUUUAAAGUUUAAAAUGUGAUUAGUCUCAGUAACUACACCGAUAUUAAAAUUGUAAAUAAAUAUAAAUGCAUGUAUGUAUUUGUGUCUAGUAUUACAUAUACUAAAUGUAUGUAAAAUUAUUAUCAAAAAUCUAAGUCAAAAUUAAAUUAUGAUCUCA
Molecule: messenger RNA, 3747 nt
Organism: Plodia interpunctella (Indianmeal moth)
Lineage: Eukaryota; Metazoa; Arthropoda; Insecta; Lepidoptera; Pyralidae
Product: zinc finger protein 600-like
Exons: 1
Coding region: 261-1820 (519 amino acids)
Biological process (GO): regulation of gene expression
Cellular component (GO): nucleus
Molecular function (GO): zinc ion binding
Source: RefSeq, a predicted model, not a curated record